GAGUCGCCCAGGGCGGAAGUGGUCUCUGAACGGUGUGUUAGGACCGGGUAACAUUUAAAUUUGGGCCGUGCUUCCGCUUUCCCAAGGUCUUGCGAGUGUUUGUACUUAGUGGGGUUCGUGCUUUUUACCUUAGAGGUCGAUUUUUCUGGAAGCCACCUGGUGUUGGGACUCCCUAGGGAAAUGGAGACCACGUGGUUAAGGGAUUUCUGCCCCGCCGCCCACGUUGUGUGAGCUGCAAAACACCUAAAGUGGCCUCUUGCUUUCUUGCCGGAGCCGCACACCGUCUCUUUAACACUCUCCUAUCAUGACUUUUCCGAAUUUCUCGCUAUUUCAGCCAGCUAUAGCAGCAGCCAAUAGUCAGAAAAUCGAAGACGGAUCUGAAUUGAAAAUCCAUCUGAUGGAUUCCUAUCUCAACUUUGCAGGAUCUCUGCAAAGCAUUGGUUUCAUUCAUCUCAUGUUCCACUAGCUGGUGAGAGUCCCUGUGGUAAGCCCAACUCCCUGCUUUGAGACGUCCAUCCCCAGUGUGGCCACAGGAACCCAUCCAAAGGUCCAGAGAGGAUCUGGAGACUUCAGACAACGGCGUGAGUUGUCAGGUUGGCCAAAACUUAAGAGAGGAAGAGGAGAUAGCUCCUCUUCAGUGAUUCCCAAAUCUGGCUGUCAGUCAGUCAUUGAGGGGCUUUUAAAAAUACAAGUUGCAGACCAGAGGCCACACGGACAGCCGGCACCAUGUUUGGCUCCAGCCGAGGCGGCGUGCGGGGUGGGCAGGACCAGUUCAGCUGGGAGGAUGUGAAGACUGACAAGCAGCGGGAAAACUACUUGGGAAACUCGCUGAUGGCCCCAGUGGGCCGCUGGCAGAAGGGCCGUGACCUGACCUGGUACACUAAGGGCCGAGCAGAUUGCACGGGGAUGAGUCGGGAGCAAGAGCUGGCGGCCGUGAGGCAGGCAGAGCAAGAGGCACUCAUGGCGGCACUGGGCUACAAGAACGUGAGGAAGCAGCCCACCGGCCUCAGCAAGGAGGACUUUGUGGAGAUCUGCAAGCGUGAAGGAAGUGACCCUGAGGAGAAGGGAGUGGACCGGCUCCUAGGCCUGGGGAGCUCCAGUGGGUCUGCAGGCCGAGUGGCGUUGUCCCGAGAAGACAAGGAGGCAGCUAAGCUGGGACUCCCAGUGUUCACACACCACCGAGUGGAGAGCAGUCGGCCUGGGGCCUCCCCGGCCCGGAAGAAGGCCAGGCCAGAGGAGAAGGAGGAACCGGGCCCCCAGAGUCACAAGAAGAGCAGGAAAGAAAAGAAGAAGAAAAAGAAGCACAAGAAAGAGAAAAAGAGAGAAAAGGAGCACAGGACCAGGGCAGCCUCCUCGCCAUCCCUGGCUCCAUCCGGGGCCCACCAUCGCAGGCACAACUCGGACUCCUCGCCCUGCUGCAAGAGGAGGCGAGGGCAUGACAGUGACUGAGGCCCAGCCCACCAGGACCCUGCCUACCCCACGCAGGCUGGAUCCUCAGAGAAGCCUUUGAGCACAUGCCCUACCAGGCCCCUGUAAGCAAGCAAGGUGUCCAGGUAGCGCCUCACCCCCAGAUGGCCCCAGGCCCACCCAGGGAGGACACACCUGCCUUAGGCUGCAGGAACUGCUACUUCUAUUUUCUUUGUGUUGACUCACCUUUUGUGCUUAAAUAAACUUACUUUUAGCUGAAAAAAAAAAUGCAAGUUCUGGACAACACUGAAGGUUACACACUGGUAACUUACUGAGCACUCAAAGUGUAACAGGCCCUACUCUAGGUCCUGUCCACAAGGUAUCAACUCCUUGAAUCCUCACAAUUCUCUGUGGUGGCUACUACUAUUUUGAGAUGAGAAAAUGGAGGCACAGUGAAGUUCUUGCCUAAGCUUUUGCAGCUAGGGAGUGGCAGAGCCAGGAUUCAGACCAAGGCUGUCUGCCUCUAAGACACACAUCCUUAACUGCUGUCUCUGGGUCAGUUGAGAAUGUGACAUAGGCAGUAUACUUUCUCCUCAUCCACUUUAGAUCUCAGUAUAAAACCAUAUGCUCUAUUCUAAUGAGCUAUUAAAGAGUGUGUGUGUGUGUGUAUAAAUAUAUAAAUACGCCAAUUUUCAGGAGUUAAGGAUGGUAGAGGGCAGGGCAGUAGAUAGAACUACAAAGGGGUAGCCCCAGGGAAGUCUCUGUAGAGUGGGAAAGUUGUGUCUUGAUUGUGGUGUCAUUCACAUGAGUCUACACAUGAUGAAAUGACAAUAUAUGUUGUACCAAUAUCAACUGCCUAUUUUGGUGUACUGUAUUGUUGAAUAAGAUGAACAAUGGGGAAACUGGGUGAUCGGUACACUGGACUGCUCUGUAUUUUUGCAACUUCCUGUGUAUCUAUAAUCUUUUUUCUUUUUUUUAAAUCACACACACCUUUGGCAAGCCCUAAGUCACUUAGAGACCUGUCUCUAUAAGAUUGGCUCAAAGAGAGAUCACAUUUGAAGACAGGCCUGCUAAGGGCAA
Phyllostomus discolor (pale spear-nosed bat) is the source of this 2487-nucleotide messenger RNA. It is a transcript of the gene C4H1orf35, whose product is annotated as chromosome 4 C1orf35 homolog. The transcript has 2 exons. Bases 727 to 1449 code for a protein of 240 amino acids. The record is from RefSeq and is a predicted model, not a curated record. NCBI's taxonomy places the organism in Eukaryota, Metazoa, Chordata, Mammalia, Chiroptera, Phyllostomidae.